Messenger RNA from Rhinichthys klamathensis goyatoka, 2059 nucleotides. RefSeq names its product chondroitin sulfate N-acetylgalactosaminyltransferase 2 (gene csgalnact2). Gene Ontology annotation, molecular function: glucuronosyl-N-acetylgalactosaminyl-proteoglycan 4-beta-N-acetylgalactosaminyltransferase activity. The transcript has 8 exons. The record is from RefSeq and is a predicted model, not a curated record. Gene Ontology annotation, cellular component: Golgi cisterna membrane. Bases 325 to 1947 code for a protein of 540 amino acids. NCBI's taxonomy places the organism in Eukaryota, Metazoa, Chordata, Actinopteri, Cypriniformes, Leuciscidae.
UUGCCCCGUGGCGUUGUGUUCCCACAUUUAUUAUGCUCGGUAUUCUAUUGAACAGUUGCACGAAGAAGCGGUUACCGACAGCCACAUACAAUCACAACCGCCGAGAUGUGGUGUUUCUCUAAACGGAGGAAUAUUGUGCAAGCAGGAUGACAGUUUGUCAACGGUAUAUGCACACAUCUCUGAGGAAUCUGAGCAUGAUCGAUGUGCUGUAGUGUGAGAGGAGCAAGAUUACAAGAGAAAUGUGACACUAGCAUACUUCCUCCGCUUUGCUUGGGAAUGGAUUAAUGUGAAAGUGGCUGGUAAAGAGCACCCUGCCUCUCAGAUAUGCCCAGACGGGGGCUUCCUCUGCAGGGGCGGGCGCGCUGGCUUCUACUAGGAAUAUUUUUGAUCCUGGUGCUGCUGCUCUUUGCUUACCUCCUGGAGUGCACACCGCCUGCGGAUGUGAGUCAGGUGCUGCCUGGCCUGGGAGGAGAUCCUUAUGGGAAGGAGUAUUACCAGGCCCUCCUGCAGGAGCAGGAAGAGCGACAUCUCAGCCGAGCGGCCAGCCUCAAGAGGCAGAUUGCGCAGCUCAAACAAGAACUCCAAGAGAUGAGCGAGAAACUGAGGGUACUUCAAAAAAAAAAGGAGGGCCCCGGGCCACAGAGCCUGAUCGAUGGAAGAGAUCAAGAGCCGAGUGACCUCUUGGAGUACCUGCACUCACAAAUCGAAAAGGCCGAGGUGAAUACGGGAGCGAGGCUACCGAGCGAGUACGCGCUUGUGCCCUUUGAGAGCUUCACCUCCACGAAGGUGUACCAGCUGGAGAUGGGCCUGACACGCCAUCCCGAGGAGAAGCCUGUGCGGAAGGACCGGAGGGAUGAGUUGGUGGAGGUGAUAGAAGCGGGUUUGGAAAUUAUUAAUAACCCGGAAGACGAUGACGGACAGGAGGACAACAUCCCCAUGCAGCGGCAGAUGUUCACCGAAAGCCAUUUUUUUGAGGGACUCUACAGGACCGAGAGGGACAAAGGCACACUGUAUGAGCUCUACUUCGCUAAAGAGAAUUCCCACGAGUACCGUCACGUCACCCUCUUUCGUCCAUUUGGGCCUCUCAUGAAAGUGAGGAGCAUGUCUGUAGACGCCGCCAGCACCAUCAUUAACAUCAUAGUGCCGUUGUCAGGCCGCACUGAAGUCUUUGUUCAGUUUUUGCACAACUUCAGGGAGGUUUGUGUACAGCAGGACAAGCGAGUGCAUCUCACAGUGGUGUAUUUUGGUCAGACGGGCUUGCAGGAGGUGAAGGCGUCUCUGAGGAAAAUGUCCAGUGAGGAGAACUUCAGUAACUACACUCUGAUCCCUGUGGAUGAGGAGUUUUCGCGUGGCCGUGGUCUGGACAUUGGAGCUCACGCGUGGGAGAAAGGGGGUGACGUGUUGAUGUUCUUCUGUGACGUUGACAUCUACUUCACACUGGAAUUUCUUAGUACCUGUCGUCUCAAUACAGCUCCAGGAAAACGAGUUUUCUAUCCGGUGGUUUUCAGUUUGUACAAUCCCGCUAUAGUUUAUGGAAAUCUUGAUUUUCCACCCCCAAUUGAGAGUCAGCUGAUUCAUAAAAAAGAUGCUGGAUUCUGGAGGGAUUUUGGAUUUGGCAUGACUUGUCAGUAUCGCUCUGACUUCCUUAGCAUUGGAGGAUUUGAUCUGGAAGUGAAAGGCUGGGGUGUAGAAGAUGUGCACUUGUACAGGAAGUACCUACGGAGUGAACAGAUUGUGAUCCGGACCCCUGUGUCGGGCCUCUUCCACCUCUGGCACGAGAAGCUGUGCGCAGACGAGCUGACCCCGGAACAGUACCGCAUGUGCAUCCAGUCCAAAGCCAUGAAUGAGGCGUCACACUCUCAUCUGGGCAUGCUUGUGUUCCGGGAGGAGAUUGAGACUCACCUUCGAAAGCAGGCCUACAAAACUCAGAGCAAACCAGCCGAAUGAAUCAACAAUGCAGCAAUGAGCACAACUUUGUUGAUAACAGCAAUGAAGGAAUGGGUCAAAAUGUUUAUUUUUUUUUGUAUUAUUUGAACUGAAGUCAAAUCAAAAUAAUUAU